Molecule: messenger RNA, 2184 nt
Organism: Corchorus capsularis
Lineage: Eukaryota; Viridiplantae; Streptophyta; Magnoliopsida; Malvales; Malvaceae
Source: the annotation of a GenBank genome assembly
AUGCAGAGGACUCUCCAUUGGUUCGACCUGAUUGGCUUGGGAAUUGGGGGCAUGGUCGGAGCCGAAGUGUACAAGGAGGAUGUGCUGCUUGGUCGACCAUCACAAUAUGACAACAAGGUGCAUCAUGAUGGUGAGACAAAUAAGUACUCUUUUAUGUGUGGUAAGCACCCUAUUACUUUAAUUCUUUUAUCACCUCAAGAAGCUUUAAAAGAUCAAUUAAAAGUGAGAGAUGAAUUUGCAAGAUUGGAAUUGCAAUUUAGGGUUAAAGAGAAGGCAAAGAGUGAUAGUUCUAGUAUGUGUUGCGUUGAAAGUAAAUCUGUUUUUAUUGAUAAGCAUGCUAGUUGUAAGAAAGUUGUUAAGGAGUGUAUGUUAGCUACUAAGAGUGAGAUUAAAGAUGCUUUGAAUGAUAAUUCUGUUUUGAUCUUGCUUUUGCUUAAAAAACCACUUGUGAGCACUAACCACUUGGAAAAAGAUCUUCCAAGCAACAUUGUUUCUCUUUUGAGUGAUUAUGUAGAUGUCUUUCCUGAGGAAAUUCCUAGUGGUUUACCACCGAUUAGAGGGUUUGGACAUCAAAUUGACUUCAUCCCUGGAGCGCAAAUACCUAAUAAGCCAACUUAUAGGAUAAAUCCUGAAGAAACAAAGGAAUUGGAGAAGCAAGUUGGAGAGCUACUUCAAAAGGGUUUUGUGCGUGAGAGCCUUUCUCCAUGUGCAGUUCCUGUUUUGCUUGUUCCUAAAAAGGAUGGAACUUGGAGGAUGUGUGUUGAUUGUAGGGCAAUAAACAACAUAACAGUUAAGUAUCGUCACCCUAUUCCUAAAUUAGAUGAUAUGCUUGAUGAAUUGCAUGGUGCUUGCUUAUUUUCUAAGAUUGAUCUUAAGAGUGGAUAUCAUCAAAUUCGCAUGAAAGAGGGUGCUGAAUGGAAAACUUCUAAAACUAAGCUAGGGUUGUAUGAAUGGUUAGUUAUGCCUUUUGGAUUGACUAAUGCACCUAGUACUUUCAUGAGGCUAAUGAAUCAUGUUUUGAGAGCUUAUAUUGGCAAGUUUGUUGUUGUUUAUUUUGAUGAUAUACUUGUGUAUAGCCGAAACCUAGAGGAUCAUAUUGAGCACUUGUGUUGUGUGUUAGAUGUACUUAGGGUUGAAAAAUUGUAUGCUAACCUUAAGAAGUGCACCUUUUGCACAAACAAGCUUGUUUUUCUUGGUUUUAUGGACUCUGCGCAAGGUAUAGAAGUAGAUGAGGAGAAGAGCAAAGCUAUCAAAGAUUGGCCAACUCCCACCAACGUUGGUCAAGUGAGAUCUUUUCAUGGCUUAGCCGGAUUCUAUAGGAGAGUUGUACGCUUUUUGAGAGCAUUACAAACAUGGCAACACUAUCUUUGGCCUAAAGAGUUUGUGAUUCACACGGGUCAUGAAAGCUUGAAGUACUUGAGAGGCCAACAAAAGUUGAACAAACGACAUGCUAAGUGGAGUGAGUUCAUUGAGAGCUUUCCUUAUGUGGUGCGCUACAAACAAGGUAAGAAGAAUGUUGUAGCCGAUGCUUUAUCAGGGAGGUAUGUCUUACUUUUCAAGCUUGAUUCUAAGUUUCUUGGAUUUGAGUUUACUAAGGAAUUGUAUGCUAGUGAUGUUUACUUUGGUGAAAUCUUUAAAACAUGUGAAAAUUCUGGAUUUGGAAAGUAUUAUAAGCAUGAUGUACUUUUGUUUAAAGAAUCUAGAUUGUGUGUGCCUUCUUGCUCUUUGCAUUAUGUGUUUGUGAGGGAAACUGAUGCGCCCAAGGCUUAUCAUGGAGAGAAUGAUGCGCCAAGGACUUAUUAUGGACUUGAAGAUGGCUAUAGAGAGCAAGGAAUGGAUGUGCAAGGGCUGCAAGAAAGCAUGAAGAUGCAUGGAGACUAUAGAGAUAUCGAUAAUAAUGUUUCAAGCACCAAGAAGAUGCCAUUCAAUCCAUUGAAGAUGCCUAUUAGUCCGAUGACAAGAGCAAGAGCUAAGAGAUUCAAGGAUGCACUCAUGGGCCUUGUUCAAACUCAUCUUGAAGACUUGAAGACCAUUGAAUUUCAAUUGAAGAACUUUGGUGAUGAUUUGGGCAAGAAAUUACAAAUCAAUUACAAGUUCAUCACUUUGCUUGCUAUUGAUUCUAGAUGGCCGGAUUCACAUCAUGGCAUGAGCCCAUUAUCAUUAGUUAUCUUUGUUUGGGCUUAA